AUGGCUUUGAUUUUCAGUUACAUCUGUGGAAAAGCAUUGCAUACAAAAGCAGGGAAUGAGAUUAAAUGUGAUGAUGUUCUGAUCAGUGAAUAUCACCUGUUCUACAAGAUGAGUAACAGUCACCCUCUUCGCCCCUUUACUGCCGUGGGGGAGAUUGAUCAUGUGCACAUUUUGUCUGAACAUGUUGGUGCCUUGCUGGUUGGAGAAGAAUAUGGCGACGUCACAUUUGUUGUGGAAAAGAAACGCUUUCCUGCCCACAGGGUAAUUUUAGCAGCAAGGUGCCAAUAUUUUCGAGCAUUACUGUAUGGUGGGAUGCGAGAAUCUCAGCCUGAAGCAGAAAUCCCUCUCCAAGACACCACUGCAGAAGCAUUUACAAUGCUGCUAAAAUACAUCUACACCGGGCGGGCAACGCUGACAGAUGAGAAGGAGGAAGUGUUGCUGGACUUUCUGAGCCUGGCUCAUAAAUAUGGAUUUCCAGAGCUGGAGGACUCUACCUCUGAGUAUCUCUGCACCAUACUUAACAUUCAGAACGUCUGCAUGACUUUUGAUGUCGCCAGCCUCUACUCACUUCCCAAGUUAACUUGCAUGUGCUGCUUGUUUAUGGAUAGAAACGCUCAGGAGGUGCUCUUGAGUGAGGGCUUCCUCUCCCUGUCUAAGACAGCACUUUUAAACAUCGUAUUAAGAGAUUCAUUUGCAGCUCCCGAAAAAGAUAUCUUCCUAGCCUUGUUAAACUGGUGUAAGCACAACUCAAAGGAGAAUCAUGCUGAAAUCAUGCAGGCCGUGCGUUUACCUCUGAUGAGCCUCACUGAACUUCUGAAUGUUGUGAGGCCCUCAGGACUGCUGUCUCCCGAUGCCAUUCUGGAUGCUAUUAAAAUUCGAUCUGAGAGCCGGGAUAUGGACCUCAAUUACAGAGGCAUGCUCAUACCAGAAGAAAAUAUUGCAACUAUGAAGUAUGGAGCCCAGGUUGUAAAAGGGGAGCUGAAGUCUGCCUUACUAGAUGGUGAUACUCAAAAUUAUGAUUUGGAUCAUGGAUUUUCUAGGCACCCGAUUGAUGAUGACUGCCGUUCUGGCAUUGAGAUUAAGCUAGGCCAACCCUCUAUUAUCAAUCACAUACGGAUACUCCUGUGGGACCGAGAUAGCCGGUCUUACUCAUACUUCGUUGAAGUGUCGAUGGAUGAACUUGACUGGAUCAGAGUGAUUGAUCAUUCACAAUAUCUGUGUCGUUCUUGGCAGAAGUUAUAUUUUCCAGCCCGGGUGUGCAGGCCCUUUAUCAGUACUCCAGGCAGGAAGAUGGAGGACUAUGAGGAAGGAGCAGCACCUGUAUCCAGAAAGAGAAAGCUCAGCGAAUAGAACCUUUGUGUCACCCUGCAUUUCUUCUUCUCAUAUACUGUAUCUACUCCGGUAACAAAUCCUGUUGACCCUACCUUCAAAAUACACCCAGAAUUGGAACCAUUUUUCACCGUAUCUGCUGCAGCUGCACUGGUCCAAGCCACUGCCAUCUCCUAGGUUAUUGUAGUGGCCUAAUACCUCAUGUCCCUGCUUCCACUCUUGUACUCCUAUAGCCCAUUCC
This is a messenger RNA of Suricata suricatta (meerkat), 1570 nucleotides long. It is a transcript of the gene BTBD9, whose product is annotated as BTB domain containing 9. Lineage: Eukaryota; Metazoa; Chordata; Mammalia; Carnivora; Herpestidae. Gene Ontology annotation, biological process: circadian behavior; adult locomotory behavior; modulation of chemical synaptic transmission. The transcript is spliced from 7 exons. The coding region runs from base 1 to 1350 and encodes 449 amino acids. The record is from RefSeq and is a predicted model, not a curated record. Gene Ontology annotation, molecular function: protein binding.